Xenopus laevis (African clawed frog) is the source of this 1265-nucleotide messenger RNA. RefSeq lists its product as uncharacterized. The transcript has 6 exons. The record is from RefSeq and is a predicted model, not a curated record. Lineage: Eukaryota; Metazoa; Chordata; Amphibia; Anura; Pipidae. Bases 157 to 933 code for a protein of 258 amino acids.
UAUUCUGUCUCAGGAAAGAAGGAGCUGCAGAAGAAAUUCUGCUUGCUGGAUUAUUUCCCUGCUGGAUAGUUUCAUAUUAAAUGUAAAGACAAGAUAAAGAUACUACAUUCGGACAGACAGAAUUAUAGGGAUCGUAAAGCUAUUCUGAACAAGAACAUGAGCGAUAUAAUUGGAACUGAACAUGGAAGGAGUGACAAGUGUUAUUUGUUUGCAAAAAAACUGCAAUUUACUGCAAAUGAAAAUCUGGCAGUUGAACGAAGUGACAUUAUCCAUAAACCAAAGUGGAUUCAGGACAUGGACAUUUGGAGAAAACUGCCACCGGACUUUAGUGUAAAACUAUACAAGUCUUCAGAUUUUAACAAAAACACAUUCGAUUUAGAAUCUGGAGACAUAAAAGGGGGCAGAAGAAAAGAUACAUUUCUCCAGGUUUCUAAACAACCUUGGGUUCUUGAAAGGAAGAGAGAAGAUCACUUCCCUUUGCUGGUACCAAAGGAAGAGCCCAUCAAAUUCCUAACCAGGUUUAAAGCUUUGGGGCCAUUAGAGGCCAGCACCUUGUUUGUGAAAAAUGGUGUUUACCCAAAAGACAGAUACAAAGACCCAAAGCCACAUGACUUUCGGCAGUAUGACGCUGGCAUACCUGAUUUCCAUACAGCAUACCCAAGGGAUCCUUUGAAUCUUAAAUUAAAAUCACAGCAUUUAAGCUAUGUUCAUGGACUUAGGCCUUUACAAGAGAAGAGUCUACCAGUUAAAGGCUUUGUCACACAUCAGCCUGCUGCACUUCCAUGGGACUCAAAUCUAAUUCUACCCAAAAAUCCCUUUCCACCCAAAUCUGCAUCAUUUACUAGACAUAGACGCCGACGUGGGGUGUACAGUGCAUUCAUGGAUCGCGUUGAAGAAAAGUUUUCAGCCAGUAAUCAAAAGCAAUCAGAGUAAAACAGAUGAAACAGAAUUGACAAGAUAAAGGGAAUGCCCUGCAAGCAAAUGGAUUGAACUGCUGCCUUAUGAUAUGCCAUGGAGCCAGUUCUAAGGAAUGUGGCAGUCAAAUUCUGACACCUACUCCUUGUGAUGUAUCCAAGGAAACCGAGGAGAAAACAAAGACACCUUUUCUGUGCACUUUGCACCCCACUGUAGUACUGCUCUGUGCAUACUUUGCAGGUGAUCUCAAAUUAGAACAGUUAUGUUUUUAAACCUUUUAGUAACUUUAAAGGAAAACCAAACCCUUGCUAAUAAAAACACCUACCCUACAUAGACGCCCCUCCCUGCUC